AUGAUAGCAAUUUUAGCUUAUAUAAUAUCGGAUGCUUCAAAUACAUCAAAAAUGAGUUCUCUUGGAGAUCUUGGGCAGCUUUUAUACGAUUUAGAAGCGCUUUCAGACUCCACCAGAAUCCUAUCUAGGCAGGCCAGAAGUAGCAGUGUUUCUCAAGCUCAAAAAGAUUUGAAUUAUAAAAAUUUCCAAAGCUUGCUAACUGGGAUUCAAAACAUCAAAAAUAACCUAUUAGACGAUUUUGAUCAUUGAAGCUAUUGUGAAAGCUCAAAAAUAAUCCAUGAAAAACUAAUUCCGCUAUGGAUUUUUAAUGGAGAGAAACCAUAUAUUGAAUAUAACAACCUUUAUGAUACACUAUCGAAGUUCAUAUAUAGCGUAUUCUUUAUGUAGGGUUCUAAAACGCUUGAUAAUUUGUAUGAAGAUGAUGGUUUUUCUCCUGAAAUGAAAUUUUUAAUGUUAAAUGGACUUUCAUAUGUAUUUGAGUAUAUUAAUAUGACGACAGAUGGUAUCGUAGAUUGCGAAAUAAAUAGGAUUAAGCUGGCUGGAAAGUAUAUUAACACCUUUAUUAUGAUGGGGUUUUCAAUAAUUGGGCUAUUAGUAUUAUCUCUAUGCUUAUUUAUAAUCUUAGCAUCCAAAUCAUAUGAUCAAUUUUGAAAUUUCAUGCUGAAUAACAUCCAAUCAUCCUUAUCAAAUCUAAAAGCUUGCUCAAUUGACAGAUUAAUGAUAAUUCAUAGAAAUGAAUAUACAAGAGAAGAAAAUCAAGGUUUUAUUGCAAGCCGCCAUCAUCCCCGCAAAAUAAAAUCAAAAAUAUAUCUAUAGAAAAAGCCCGAGGAUCGGCUCCACACGGGAAACGAUUUUCCACGUGUGGAGCCAUUUUUCCACACGUGAGAAUCCUGAUUUCCACGUGUGAAAAAAAUCGUUCCCGUGUGGGGCCGAUUUUCCGUAUUGCCAGAGAAUGGCGCAAAUAGCGCCAUUCUCUGGCAAUUAUUAUAUCUUAUAUUUCAAGAAUCUUCAUUUUUUUCGCUAUUGCAGGCUCAUACUAUUUUUUGGUCUAUUUUCAUUUAUAUCCAAACUGCCAAACACUUAUGAUAGACCGCCCAUUGCUGCUUAACAAUUUUAGUCUCUUUAGAACUUUACUUUCGAGACUUGAUAUUUUUGCUAGAGAUAUGAGAAGCCCUGUUUUUAUAACCGAAUUCCAAGAUUUUUAUGAUUUUCCAAAUUCUCAGAUAAUGGCUGAUAAUACUUUUGAAAUAUUAAAAUCAAAAAGAAAAGAAAUAAAAAAAGAAAAUUUCUCAGUUUUGAUGUCACAGGAGUUAUUAAAUAGAAUCUAUAAAAGCAAUAAUUCAACUGAAGAGGUAUUAGAGUACGGAACUGAUGCUUCUAUUGAUGAUAUUAUUGAUGAAAUAUAUAGCCUUUUCUAUAAAAAUUUAAUUAAUACAGAUGAACUAAGCCAAUAUUUUGAGAAAUUACAGAAUAUUCAAAAUGAAAUUUUAAAGGAAUUCUUUCUUGCUGACCGAGACUCUAAAAAUAUUAUUAAUAGCGAGCUGGACGCCAUUAUUGAGUCUACAAUAUUUUACUCGCUAACUGUUUGCUUAUUGUUUUUCAUUUAUUACUUGCCAUAUUUUAAUAGUCAAAUAAAACAACUAACUCCCCCCUCCGUGAGUGAACAAAACCAUUAGAAAAAUCCCUAUUUUUUGUGCAAAAACCCACCCUCCGUGAGUGAACAAAAAUGUUUUUAAUAGAAAAAUUUUUUAUGGAAAAAAAUUUUGAUAUAUAAGUGAUAAAUAGUAUCAUGAAAUCUCAAGCUAAUUCUGUUUAAUUUUAAACAAAUUGUGUAUUAAAAAAAUUUAUAAUUAAAAUUAAAAUUUCCUUGAAUGUUUUUUUAAAUUCAGAAAAAAAUUUCUUUAAAAUUUUAUAUAUAAAUGUUUUAAAAAAAAAAAAUUUAACCACUUCGUGAGUGAACAAGAUUUUUUGCUCUCUCACAGAGGGGGGGAGUAAGCAGAUUUGCAAUACUCCCAAACAUAUUAGAGAUAAAUGCUGAACCUACAUAA
This is a messenger RNA of Blepharisma stoltei, 2048 nucleotides long. The record is from the annotation of a GenBank genome assembly. Lineage: Eukaryota; Ciliophora; Heterotrichea; Heterotrichida; Blepharismidae.